AGCUACAGAACAGUGUGUUGAACAUGAUGUGAAGUAGUUUCUCUUACUAUCAAACUUGGACAAGAUGUCUACCAAGGGCGAGUAUGACUGUGUGGUGAUCGGGUCCGGCGUUCAGGGCUCGUUCGCGGCUUAUGAGCUGGCCAAGAAGAACCAGAAGACUCUUUUACUUGAGCAGUUUAUCCUGCCCCACACACGAGGGAGCUCCCAUGGCCAAACCCGCAUCAUACGCAGUGCUUACGAGCAGGACUUCUACACCCACAUGAUGGAGGAGUGCUACGAGUUGUGGGCUCAGCUGGAGAAGAAGUCAGGCGUCAAACUGUUCAGACAAACAGGACUCCUGGUGAUGGGGCCUGAGAACAGCCAGACUUACCAGAUGAUGAAGAGCACCCUGCAGAGGAACAAGGUUCCUAUAGUAACCCUGACCCGUGAGAACUUCAGCCAGCACAUCCCCAAUGUCACCCUGACUGAGGGAGAUGAAGCUUUGGUGGACACUACUGCUGGAGUUCUCUAUGCAGACCGUGUACUCAAGACUGUACAGGAGGAGUUUAAGAAGUUGGGUGGAAUCAUAAGAGACAACGAGAAGGUGACAGACAUCAAGCCUGGUCCUGUUGUGACAGUGUCAACCGCUGCUGGGGUUUAUCGAGCCAAGAGUGUAGUCAUCACCGCUGGACCAUGGGCUAACAGCCUGCUGGCCCACACCGGCUUACAGCUGCCACUCGAGGUGAUGAAGAUCAACGUGUGCUACUGGAAAGAGAAGGUUCCUGGAUCAUAUGACGUGAAUCGGCGCUUCCCCAGCUUCAUUACGACUGAGAGCGAGGAGACAGACGAGCACAUUUAUGGCCUCCCCUCCAAUGAGUACCCGGGCCUGAUGAAGAUAUGCCACCAUAUAGGCAGUAUGACAGACCCAGACCAGAGAGACAAGCAGACAGACAGGUCUGAUAUUGACAUCCUUCAGCGCUACAUCGCCCGUUGUUUCCCUGGCCUGCACCCUGAACCUGCGGUGGUGGAGAGCUGCAUGUAUACACUGACUCCUGACCGUCACUUUGUGCUGGACUGCCACCCUACUUACAACAAAAUUGUGAUUGGAGCAGGAUUCUCAGGUCACGGCUUCAAGUUUGGACCAAUCAUCGGCAAGCUCCUGGGUGAACUCAGCCUGGGACAAGUGCCCUCCCAUGACCUUUCACCUUUCCGCAUCAAACGCUUCCAGGGAAAGAUGAAAUCAGCUUUGUAGAUUUGAGCCGGUGCUCGAGUAUCAGCGUAUCAUCAAGCUGUCUUCAAAUUCAUGUAGCCAGUGCAUGAUCUGAGGAUGUAAGGUCUUUUAAUUAACUGCACAGUGGCUAUAACAAACGUGAUCUCCAAUCAUAAGCUGUUUUCAGACACAACUCUUUAGAAAUUGCUUCUGCACACACAACUGCCUGACAGGUGACUGUCUACAGCUUCCAGAUGAACUCAUGUAUGAGUUAGAACGCUGUGACAUUUUCCUUCUGUGUUAUCAGGAAAUUUGACCAGGACAAAUUUAUUCAGUGGAUAUAAGUGCACGUCUGAAAGCAGCUAUAGAAGCAACACAUAUUAAAUCACGGCCAACUGUUCAAUGUCCAGGCCUCAUGUGCUGUUUAAUGAUGACUAAUAAUAAAUCAUAUUCUGACUGCA
Solea solea (common sole) is the source of this 1650-nucleotide messenger RNA. RefSeq names its product pipecolic acid oxidase (gene pipox). NCBI's taxonomy places the organism in Eukaryota, Metazoa, Chordata, Actinopteri, Pleuronectiformes, Soleidae. Bases 65 to 1231 code for a protein of 388 amino acids. Gene Ontology annotation, molecular function: flavin adenine dinucleotide binding; sarcosine oxidase activity; L-pipecolate oxidase activity. The record is from RefSeq and is a predicted model, not a curated record. Gene Ontology annotation, cellular component: peroxisome. The transcript has 8 exons.